This is a messenger RNA of Trichomonas vaginalis G3, 1431 nucleotides long. RefSeq names its product POZ domain family. Bases 1 to 1431 code for a protein of 476 amino acids. The transcript has a single exon. NCBI's taxonomy places the organism in Eukaryota, Parabasalia, Trichomonadida, Trichomonadidae. The record is from RefSeq and is a predicted model, not a curated record. Gene Ontology annotation, molecular function: protein binding.
AUGAAACCUGUUGAAAUCUUUUCUCUUCAAUUUCAUCCUUCUAAUUUAAAAUCACUUCCAUGUGAUUUCGAAAUUCGCGUAAAGGGUUCACCUCAGACAAGUUAUAAAGUUCAUUUAUGUGUUCUUUCUGAAUUUUCAUCAAAAGUUCGUUUGUUAAUACUAAAUGAUCCAUGCAAGCGUUCAAUAGAAUAUCCUGGAGCCGAUCCUCUUGGAUAUUUGCAGCAAUUAAUUAAAUAUAUGUAUGGAGAUGAAAUCAAUAUUACUAACGAAAACGUAUGUUUCUUUAAUACUGCCGCCGCAUUUUUCGACAACCAGCACUUAUUAGAUACGACGUCGAAUUAUAUACAAAAGUUCGGUAUUCAGCCAGAUUUCUUCCAAAAAUUACGUCAAUCCGAUCCACUUUACGUUCUUCCUCAGAUUAGCUUAGCCGCACUCCAAUUCGAAGCACUGAAGCAGCAAUUACAACUAAUGGAUCUUUCUUUACCGAUUUUAGAUGAAAUUUUAAGGAAACAAGACCUGUAUUACGAGAACGAAGUAUCUCUAUUUUUAUGGAUGAAUGGAUUGGUAGAAAAGCAUGGCCCUGAAUACGUUCAAUUAUUUGCUCAUUUAAUUUUAGAAGAUUUAGAUUCCUCGUGUAUGCAUUUACUAUACUCUAAAAUUACGCCUGACUUGAUAGGAGGAGCUCUAUGGGAAGCAAUUUGCAAUAGAUUAGUAUAUAGUGUUCCAACCGAAGAAUCGCCUCACGUAAGGCACUGGUCACAGAACCAACAACAAGGAUAUCAGAACAAUAACCAAACUAGGCCACAAUUUAAUAAUUCGAUUAAUACAUUUACUCCGCAGUCAAAUCCGAUUUCUCUUCCGAAAUCCUCGCAUUUCAAAGAGUAUCCUAAGCAGCCUGGCCAAUAUUUCAACGGAAUCUUCCAAGCUCUUACGAAUACCUACGGAAAGAAUCCAUGUUCUGAGAAUAUUGUAUUUAUUGAUGGCGGAGGUGGUCCAAAGUCUCGCUUCCUUCCUAGAUUGCUUGAAUACGAAGAUAUCAGUCCUUGGUGGAAUAAUUAUAACGGAUCUGGUUUUAAUAAGAACGAUCAAUGGAUAGAAAUCACGUUUUACAAGCAUCGUGUUAUUCUUACUGGUUAUACGUUCGCUUCUCCAAUGAAAUAUCCAAAUCAGUCGCAACCAAGAUCUUGGAAAAUUUUUGGAUCGAACGACGACGGCCAAACAUGGGAAAUUAUCGAUGAGGUUGUAAACUCUGAUGAUAUGAACUUUUCUAAUGCAAUUGCUUCUUUCCAAGUCAAAAAACGACCAGAACCUUAUUCAAAGUUUAGAAUAGUACAACUCGCAAGCCAGCUUAAGAAACCGUCUUUGGAAUUAUAUCAGUUCUGUCUGAAUGCUAUAGAAUUCUUCGGAUAUAUAGAAGAAAUCCAAGAUUGA